Messenger RNA from Trifolium pratense (red clover), 3178 nucleotides. Its product is annotated as nuclear poly(A) polymerase 1-like. The record is from RefSeq and is a predicted model, not a curated record. Lineage: Eukaryota; Viridiplantae; Streptophyta; Magnoliopsida; Fabales; Fabaceae. The coding region runs from base 630 to 2870 and encodes 746 amino acids. Gene Ontology annotation, cellular component: nucleus. Gene Ontology annotation, molecular function: poly(A) RNA polymerase activity; RNA binding. The transcript is spliced from 13 exons.
AGUAUAUCUUUUAUGCAUAUUCUAUUUAUCACUUACUUCCAUUCUUCAUCAUCAUAGCUGUUUCCCCGAACCCUUUUUCUUCCUCUCCCUUUCAAGGUUCAAUUCAAUCAUCGUAGGAAGUGCCAAACCCUAGAGAUUUCAUCAAGUUGAAGCCUUUCUGCACUUCCGAUCACGUUCAUCACAUCUUUGUUCAUCUCAGUUGUCGCGAUUGCUCGUUGUUGCUGAUUUAGGGUUGCGGUUGAAAAAGCCCCAAUUUGAAAUUUUGUACAAUUUGUUCUAUUUUCAUAUGAAAUUGUUUGAUUUGGCUUUGUAAUUUUGCACCCUUUUGUGCUUUUCAUGUUUUUGUGGUAAAAGUUCAUUGCUUUGAACGUUUUCACCCUAAUAUUGUAAAAGCAAAAAACAACAAUUAUCAUCACAUUGUUAUAGUGUGUGUAAUUUUUUGUUCCUUUUUGUGUUUCAAUUUGGUUUCAUUUGAUUUUAUUGGAAAAAAAAAUUGAAAAAAAAAAGAUCAGUAACUGAUAAUUCUCAUUGCAAAUUUGCUUUGCAACCCUAUCAUUGAAACGAAAAAUAUCAUACUAUAAUUAGAAAAAGAAAAGAAAAGAAAAAAAAAAAACUGUAUCAAUUUGUUGAUGGGGAUCCCUGGAUUGAGCAAUCAGAAUAAUGGACAGAAAUGGUUAGGCAUAACUGAGCCGAUUUCAUUGGCUGGACCAACUGAGGAAGAUGUGAUCAAGAGCCAUGAACUUGAAAAGUACUUGCAAGGUGUUGGAUUGUAUGAGAGUCAGCAGGAGGCAGUGGGUAGGGAGGAAGUGCUUGGCAGGCUAGACCAGAUUGUGAAGAUUUGGGUUAAGACCAUCAGCCGGGCGAAGGGAUUCAAUGAACAACUGGUGCAUGAAGCAAAUGCCAAGAUUUUCACUUUUGGCUCCUAUCGACUUGGGGUGCAUGGACCUGGAGCUGAUAUUGAUACCCUUUGUGUGGGACCUAGACAUGCAACUAGAGAAGAAGAUUUCUUUGGUGAGCUACAGAAGAUGCUAUCUGAGAUGGAGGAAGUAACUGAAUUGCACCCUGUGCCUGAUGCUCAUGUUCCUGUGAUGAAAUUCAAGUUCAAUGGAGUUUCUGUAGAUCUUCUGUAUGCAAGAUUGGCACUGUGGGUUAUUCCUGAAGACUUAGAUGUAUCACAGGAAUCAAUAUUACAAAAUGUAGACGAACAAACUGUUCUCAGUCUCAAUGGAUGUAGAGUAACUGAUCAAGUUCUGCGUUUAGUUCCAAAUAUUCAGAAUUUUCGCACAACAUUGAGAUGCAUGAGGUUUUGGGCAAAGCGUCGUGGUGUAUAUUCAAAUGUUGCUGGUUUUCUUGGUGGUAUUAACCUGGCAUUGCUUGUUGGUCGAAUAUGCCAGCUUUAUCCUAACGCACUUCCUAAUAUGUUGGUGUCUAGAUUCUUUAGGGUAUAUACUCAGUGGCGAUGGCCGAAUCCAGUCAUGCUUUGUGCCAUCGAAGAAGGAUCUCUUGGACUAUCCGUUUGGGACCCUAGAAGGAAUCCUAAAGAUAAAUAUCAUCUAAUGCCUAUAAUUACUCCUGCUUAUCCUUGCAUGAACUCUACUUACAAUGUGACAACAAGUACACUGCUUAUUAUGUCGGAGGAAUUUAAGAGGGGAACUGAAAUAUGUGAGGCUAUGGAGGCUAGCAAGGCUGACUGGGAUACUCUUUUUGAACCUUAUCCCUUUUUUGAAGCUUACAAGAAUUACCUACAAAUAGACAUUACAGCAGAGAAUCCGGACGACCUUAGACAAUGGAAAGGAUGGGUUGAGUCUCGUCUCCGCCAGUUGACAUUGAAGAUUGAGAGGUACACUUAUGGCAUGCUUCAGUGUCAUCCACAUCCUGGCGAAUUUUCAGACAAAUCUAGAUCCUUCCACCAAUGUUACUUUAUGGGUCUGCAGCGUAAACAAGGAGUUCCGGUAAAUGAAGGUGAACAGUUUGAUAUAAGGCUAACUGUGGAAGAUUGGAAGAAUUCUGUCAACGCAUACACUUCAUGGAAACCUGGAAUGGAAAUCCACGUUUCCCAUGUGAAACGCCGUAACAUACCAAAUUUCAUAUUUCCUGGUGGCAUUCGACCUAAAGCAACUGGUGAGAAUAAACAAAGUUCAAAAUUAAGGGUUUCUGGUCAAAGUCAACCUGAAAAGUCUCAAGGCGGUAAAGCAGCUGUACUUGGAGCAGAUGACACAAGGAAGAGAAAGCGAUUGGAGGAUAAUAAUAACUCGCGGAUUUCAAAGUCCUCUUUAUCUCCUCCCAAUAGGGAAGUUCAUGAAGAUAGAACUCUUAUUAGUGCUACUAGUUCAUGUUCAAUGAAAUUCGAUGACUCUGAAGUCAAUAGUAUGGGUGAUCAAAAGAGUUUGAAACCUUGUCUGAAAUCGGCUGGUGAGAUUCCUUCUGGUGAUAGUGUACCCAAUGGAUCAGCGAUGCAUAACAAACAAUCUGUUGCUCCUGAUACAUCUAACACCAAAGAAGACGAACGACUAGCCAUCGAGCAGAUUAUGUCUGGUCCGUAUGAAGCGCAUCAAGCUUUGGCACAAGAACCGGAUGAGCUUGAAGAAGAUUUGGGGUAUAGAAAUCAAGUCAACGAUAAUGGUGGGAGCGUGAAAAGCAACAAUUUUGACUCUCCAAACUCAAAGUUUACAGUAGCGGAAGAGCAAGUUAUUUCUAAGGAAACCAUAUGUUCAACUCAUUCGUUUUCUAAUGGAGGCUUGGAAGAGCUCGAGCCUGCGGAGCUGACAGCACCAUUGUUAUGUCGGAUUCCUGCUCCUGUACCACAGAGGAAACCUCUUAUCAGGUUGAACUUCACAUCCUUAGGGAAAGCAGUGGAUAAAAGUUCUUAGACACUUCAAAGCUUAAGCUGCACCUUGAUUAUGAGCUAGAGGCAUAGGAUGGGGAUGUCUAUGGGUGCCAACAUAGUUGGAACGUAUAGAUAUCCCCUGAUGCCUUGAUGCACGUAACUUAUUGAAGAAAAAAGCUGCACCUUGAAGAUGUAUUGUAAAAUAGUUGUAGCUCAGCUCCUUGUUUCUUUAUGUAACAAUUUUGGCGAAGAAAAUAAUCCUGAGCUAAAAAAGCCAUCAACAUUUAUUUUAUGUGUAAAUGAGAAUAUGUUGCACCGGCAAAAUAAGAAAUAAAUUUUGGUGACUUAUGC